Dreissena polymorpha is the source of this 2609-nucleotide messenger RNA. RefSeq lists its product as uncharacterized. Bases 169 to 1668 code for a protein of 499 amino acids. The record is from RefSeq and is a predicted model, not a curated record. NCBI's taxonomy places the organism in Eukaryota, Metazoa, Mollusca, Bivalvia, Myida, Dreissenidae. The transcript has 11 exons.
CUUAAAACAGUUAGGGCGCGCAUCUGUCGCUGCCAUUGAAUAGCGACUCUCUGCAACGUGUGGUAGUGUUAUUUAAAGUCGCCUGACCAAUUGGUGCGACCAUUUAAGACAAGGAAGGGAUAUCGACGUGAUACCAGUAACAGUGUUAGAUAUAUUAAUUGAUAAAUUAUGGCUUACAGCCGACUCCGUAUGUUUAGCGUUGUUGACGUGUUGUUUGCCGUGUUCUCCAUGAGCCUCGCGAUGAGCACGUGCCCGCGACACCGAGGUCUGCCCGCGGGCCUGACACGCGCCGACAACCGGAUAGAGGAGAGGGCGCUCUUCUGGCUGGAUAUGCGAGAGGCCAUCAACGGCUAUAAGCCGGAUCAAGAAUAUAUACUUCGCGUUCAGACUACGUCCAAGAGGCACAAGUUCAACGACGCCACGAUCACCGUUGACCCCAUCGACAAGUCAUGCGGCCAUGGCCGGUGGGUCAUCGAUGGUCCCAGCCUCCAUUCGCCCCAGGGCUGCCCGGAUAUCGUCACCACCGAGCAGAAACAUCCCAUGGGACGGGCGCUCUUCAAAUGGCAGGCACCGCGUUGUGGAUGCUUGCACUUCAGGGUAACAGUGCAUGCAGAUUCGUUGUACUACAUCGAGGAUGCCAACUCUACGAGUGGGGCCCUGGCAAAGACCAUCUGCGUCAUCCCGUCUGCCAUAGAAGAGACAUCGCCCACCCCAUCGAGGGUCGUAACAGAGACAACCGUGACAGAGACAAUCAUGUCUACAGAUAAACGUAUACAGAUGUUGUGUAAAUUAAAUAAAAAAUACGAGCCUAAGAUGGUCGGCACUUCGGGAUUGCAGUUUGGUGAACAAGACCACGUGGAUCUACUAUUGCAACACCUCAAACACACUACGGACCUAUGUUGUCAACAGCACGGGGCUUCGAAUAUACGGGAGUGCUUUUCGGACGUUCGUCGCAGACGCAUUGACCAGUUUUGUGCCACGGGUGAGACGGCGGUCCCGUUAACAAAGCCUCAACAGAAAUGGGUGUCGCAGAAGCGCUCCGAUUGCUGCCUGGAGAUAGGCGAGUACCGGUACGAGUGUUUCGACGCGAGCGCCGGGAGCCAGGGGAUGCUCAAGGAUGACCAGGGGCUGAGGCAGGGCGGCUUCAGUCUGGACGCGUUCGAUCCGGUCAACGACCUAGACUACUUUGAAGGCGCGCCACUGAAAAUUGCAAAGAGCAGUUCGUCUAAAGAAGGUCAAACGGCAACAAAAGUUUCAAACACCGCAAGUCAGUUUUUGGUAGACGGACAUGCGGGGCGAUACUUAGAAAGAGACGAAAGUCCCUUAGACGACAGCGCGCUACCCCUUGCCAUUGAGGGGUUAGAGUCUAGUGACGUAGACAAUAGUAAUGAGGAAGAGCAUGUUAGUCGGGCAGACGACAAGAUGAAGGGGCAGUCACGACAUCGGAGUAGAAAAGACAAGGGGCGGUGUGGGGCCACGGAGCAGUGCUGCUGGAAAGGCAUCGACGCGGCGUUCGCGGGUGAAACGCAAAACAUUGCCGACUGCUUCGCUGAGGCCGACAGACGCAAACAGGAAGAAGAGCACUGGGACCGCGCCUGCGACCGGAGCUUCGUCAUAUGCUGUCUCCGUGUUAUAGACAAAUUGAAGCCUGGUCAGGUGCGAGUAUGACGUUCGGUCUACGGUUAUCUCCCUUGAGAUGUACUGAAUUAUCUCCCUUGAAGAUCUGGAAGUUGCGCUUCAGCUCUACUCACUGCCAAAUUAUUGCGCGUUUUGCAACAAUCGGACUAUUUAUUCUUUCAUUGUUAAAAUUGAAAACUGUUUUUUAGUUCAAUGUUCACGUCAUCACACCUGCAAUAGUUGUAGUGCAUAAUCACACGUCCUAGUGAUACUGUGACGUCGAAUUAUAAGUAUUGUUUGGCCUUAUUUGAUAUGCUAAGUUAACUUUAACAUAGAGUAUCUAAAAAGGAUGUUUUAGAUUUGGAUGCUUUGUGUAUUUCAAUUGAAAAUCAUUAAACAAAAGAUCACCAGAAAAGUUUAUCCAACCGACCUACACUAAUACAUUUUAGCAAUGUUUGUGGAAACACGUGAUUUUUUGUUAAGUGUACUAUUCAGUUGAUGACAGCAGGAUUUGUGAUUGUUUGACAAAUAAAAUGUGAUAACAUUUGUAGACCAUUGGUAAAUAAUCUCAUAAAGAUGCAAAGUACAGCCCGUCAAGGAUGUAACCAGAGUAGCUGCACUGAACUAUACAAAUGUCACACAUUUUAACAUUUUAUUGCUGCAAUAUUCUCUGGUUGUUUGCCAUACAUUAAAAAAGUGAGAUUACAGAGUAUAUUUGUAUUAAUAAUUUUUAGUAAGUAAAUAUCUGUAUUGAAAUGCUUGGGUUUAUACCGAUACAAAUCUAUACCUGUUUUUCAUUAAGGUAAAAUGUAUUUUCUGCAGUGUGUAUAACUAAAUGUGAUUAAUUUGUUGUCUUUUUAUAUGAUGAUAAUACUCAGAUUAAAAAAUGAUAAGUGUGAAUCUUUUAUAAAAAUCUGCAAUUGAUACCGCUAUAUAUAUUGUACUGGAAAUACUCAUUUUGGAUUAAUACUCAUUUUUCGAAUCAGUAGCAU